AUGGGUUCUGCUCGCGUUGAGCCCCCAAGAGAGGACCACCUGGGGGGCACAGCCAUUGUGGAUUGUGACUGCUCAGAACUGUUGCGUUGUAUCAGAGAUGAUGUUUUUCCCUGCCAGGAGAGUCCAACUUCUGACUUGUACAAGGUUGUUUGCCAGCUUCGGCCAUUAUGGGUUCCAGUGCUUUUCAGCGGAGUCAACACGGGCAUCCAGACGUCGAGCUUGGCCUACAUUGGUUUAAACUUCUUUGCCCAGCAGUACACCAGUGUCAGGCCAGAAGACAUCCACUGCGAGGACACGCCACAACUCGGCUAUUGCCAGGCAGCCAUCAACGACAACUUGUUCUGGAGCAGCGUCAUAGGCGCCGUCGGCUCCUUCAUUCAUUUUAUCCUGGGCCCUUUCCUGGGUGCCCUGAGUGAUGCUGUGGGUCGAAGACCAGUGAUCCUGCUCUGCAGCUUGCUUGGCUACCCCAGCCUGGUGGCAUUGAUUCUCUUUGUGUAUAGAAACACCAGCUUGUACUACACCUUUGCACUGCUGCCGUUGGCAGAAUUGCCGGUGCUGGCAAUCUGGUUUGCUUUUAUCGUGGACUUGAUGGAGGACACGCGAGAUAGCAGUGUGGCUUUUGGCGUUAUCAUGGCCGCUGGCCUCCUCUCCACGAUGGUGGGCACGGGAAUCGGUGCAGCACUGUCACUCAAAGCAGGUGUUCUCGUCAUGGCCUUUGUAUGCACGACGAUCCUCUUGCCAUACCUGGCCGGACGCUUCCCGCCUCCAAGCGCCAAACGCUGCGCUGUGCGGCUGCGGAAACGCGCUGUUUGUGCAACUGUCAACAUUGGCUCCUUGGCUGCCUGUGUGCCUAUGAAAUACGUUCACUGGCCCAAGUCCAGCAACAACCUCGCCAUAGCCAUCGCCAUGGCGUCCAGCGUAGCUUGGGCUGGGGUCGGCCUGUCUUUCACAUCGCGAAUUGUCGGAGAUGUUGGCACACUAGGCCUGGCGCUUUUUGCCGGCACGCUCUACAUGCUCAGCUUUGCAUUCAUUACGGAAGCAUGGCACGUGUACGUUCUCAAUGCUGUACUUUUGGGCCCGCAAGCCCUGGCAUUCCCAGCCACCUCUGCCAUCAAGAGUCGGCUGGUGGCCGAAAACGAGCAGGGGCAGCUUCAGGGUGCGCUUACCACUGGAAAGAGCAUCGCUGAAUCGCUUGGUCCACUGGUCUUUAGCUUCCUUUUCGAGGCCGUGCGAUUCUGCUGUAAAGAAAAAGGCAACUGUGGGGUUAUAUAG
Messenger RNA from Symbiodinium pilosum, 1272 nucleotides. The record is from the annotation of a GenBank genome assembly. NCBI's taxonomy places the organism in Eukaryota, Dinophyceae, Suessiales, Symbiodiniaceae.